This is a messenger RNA of Penicillium expansum, 2088 nucleotides long. RefSeq names its product potassium channel family protein. Bases 1 to 2088 code for a protein of 695 amino acids. The record is from RefSeq and is a predicted model, not a curated record. Gene Ontology annotation, biological process: potassium ion transmembrane transport; stabilization of membrane potential. The transcript has 3 exons. NCBI's taxonomy places the organism in Eukaryota, Fungi, Ascomycota, Eurotiomycetes, Eurotiales, Aspergillaceae. Gene Ontology annotation, cellular component: membrane. Gene Ontology annotation, molecular function: potassium ion leak channel activity.
AUGACCACAGACAACAAGUCUCAUGGGCUAUCCCCAUGGGAAUGGAUCCGGGGCCAAUUUUAUAUGAGACCACCUGAAGAUGACGAGCCACAGUCAUGGUGGAUUGCGUCGACGGCCAUUCCGCUGGUUGCCGCUACAACGGGACCACUCGCCAAUGUCAUGUCAAUCGUUGCGCUUGUUGUGCCAUGGCGAAGCAAAAUUCUUUCGUAUGAAGAAAGCGCUGCUGGAACUUUCAUUCAAGAAGGAUAUCCGGACCCUCGUUGGGCUACUGUCCUGAAUGCCGUUUCACUUUUCUGCGGAAUCGUGGGCAAUGCAUUUUUACUGUUCAACUUUACCCAGAUAGUCCGCUAUAUUAUAGCUUUGCCUGUGACGAUCAUUUUGUGGUUCAUGGCCGCGGGAAUCCUGUGUGGAAUUACGAUAGCCACAGAUAUCUAUGCUCCUCCCGUAGGCAUUGAUCGGGUCUACUCGCAGGCUUAUUGGAGUGCCAUCAUUGCGGCAGUCCUUUACUUUAUCUUGAGCGUCAUCUUGAUGAUCAACAUGCUGGGCUAUUUCCUGGGUAAAUACCCGCAACAUUUCGCGCUUACCGACGAGCAACGAACCUUGAUUUUACAAAUGACUGUAUUGGUUGUUUGGCUGUUAAUUGGCGCAGCUAUUUUCCAACGUGUCCUCGGCAUCUCUUUCGCCGAUGCAUUGUUCUUCUCCGAUGUCACCGUUCUCACAUUAGGGUAUGGCAACAUAAUUCCCAUUGAUGCCGUCGGGCGAGGUCUCAUUUUGCCAUAUGCAGUCAUUGGAAUUAUCAUUCUGGGACUGGUUGUGCAAAGCAUCUUUAAAUUCGCUCGCGAGGUUCACUACGACAAUGUUAUUCGGAAACACAUUGAACAGAAGCGGCAAUCCACUUUCGAGCGAUCAGUCGAUUUUAACGAGCUCGAACCUACUCAAGAGAACCCCCCAACUAAUGGAGAAGUUAUCACUCCUCCGGGUCUCACUCUCCCAAAAUCCGAGCCUCAUCGCCAUCUGCAUCGUCGGCCAAUUCGCAACACGAUCAACGCCCUUACCACGGUUCGCCGACCCAAGAUCCUUAUUAUGCGUGAAGAAAAAGAUCGGUUUGAUGCUAUGCGCCGUAUCCAACACGACACUAUGCGCUUCCGUCGCUGGAACAAUUUGAUCAUCAGCAUCGUUAUAUUCGGAAUUGUGUGGUCCUGCGGAGCAGUGGUGUUCUGGAAAUUGGAAACCAUGACCUACUUUGAAUCACUCUACUUUUGCUUCACCUCCCUGCUAACCAUUGGCUAUGGCGAUUUCACACCGGAGUCGAAUCCAGGAAGACCUUUCUUUGUGGUAUGGUCUCUAAUCGCCAUCCCAACCAUGACCAUGCUCAUUUCCGAGAUGACCGACACAGUCGUCGCCGGCUUCAAGCGCGCCACUGAGGUAGUCGCCGACUACGUCGUGCUUCCUCAAUCCCGCGUCUACAAGACAUGCUUAGUUCGGAUUCCCGGCAUUGCCCAGUUCGUACUGUCUCGCCAAGAGAAAAAGCGGCAAGAGCGCGGUUUCCCACUUGAGGGAGCUGAUGAUCCCGAGAGCGGGGAAAGAGGGCACACUGAGGAUAGUCAAUCUAAUACUGGAAGCGACGACUUAGCCGAGGCUCAUCCGCACCAAAGCCUCGAGGAACUUGUUCGCGAACCGACCACACUUGAGCUUACCCAGCAACUUGCCUUUGCUAUUCGCCGCACCUCAAAACAGGCACGAGAAGGAAAGCAUAAACGAUACUCCUAUGAGGAAUGGGUCGAAUUUACCCGGCUCAUUCAGUUCACGGAUCCGCGAGCUCGGCCACCCUCACUGAGAAAUCAGCCGACAAGUGAGGAAAUUCUUGCCAAUGAUGAAGAUGAAUUUGGACUUCUCAAUUGGGAUUGGAUUGGUGAGAACAGUCCCAUGCUGGCAAAACAGACAGAGCCUGAGUGGGUUCUGGAUCGGUUGUGUGAAAGCUUGAUUCGGUACGUGUCGACUCAAGACAGUCCGGGUGUGGGAGGUGGUGCCGAUUCGACGGAGGAGCCAACUCUGAGGAAAGAGAGAGAUAUUGGUAUGGAUGAAUGA